Chenopodium quinoa (quinoa) is the source of this 1170-nucleotide messenger RNA. RefSeq lists its product as uncharacterized. The transcript has 6 exons. NCBI's taxonomy places the organism in Eukaryota, Viridiplantae, Streptophyta, Magnoliopsida, Caryophyllales, Amaranthaceae. The record is from RefSeq and is a predicted model, not a curated record. Gene Ontology annotation, molecular function: zinc ion binding; nucleic acid binding. The coding region runs from base 1 to 1170 and encodes 389 amino acids.
AUGAUUUUUAGCUUUAAAACUGUUGCAUUGUUGGACUUGGACCCCAUGAACACAAUAGAAUCAUGGGAGGUAGUUCCUAAACCUUUAUUUGAUUUUGAUAAGGAAGAUUUUCAAAAAUAUGAAUUAAAUGCUUUAGCUAUAAAACUAUUGCACUGUGGACUUGGACCCCAUGAAAACAAUAUAAUCAUGGGAUGCAAGUCUGCUAAGAAAAUAUGGGAUCUACUUGAAGUUACUUAUGAAGGUACAAACGAGGUAAAACGUUCUAAAAUUGAUUUGUUGAUGUCUAAAUAUGAAAGAUUUGAAAUGCUACCUAAGGAAACCAUAGAAGAAAUGUUUACUAGAUAUAAUGAUAUAAUCAAUGAGUUGGGUUCCCUUGGAAAACACAUUCCUAUAGAUGAACAGGCUAGAAAGGUGUUGAGAAAUCUUCCCCAAGAUGAACGCUGGAGAUCCAAGAUAACUGCAUUGCAAGAAACCAAGGACUUUACCAAUCUGGCUUUGAAGGCACUGGAAACUGAUGACUCUGAAGUUGAUGAAGAUGAGAUGGCUAUGCUGGUGAGUAGAUUCAAGAAGAUUCUUGGAAACAGAAAGUAUGAUAGGAACAAGAAAUUCUCAAGUUCCAAAGAGACUACCUGUUUCAAGUGUGGCUCGAAAGAACACUUUAUUAGGGACUGUCCAUUGAAGGAAAAUGAUAGAGCAAUAUUCAAAGGCAAGGAUCAAGAAUCUAAAGAAGAAGAAGAUGAAGAAAAACCUCCUGAAGAAACUGCACAUCUAUGUUUGAUGGCCAAAACAGAUGAAAAGGCCAAGCUGAAGGAACUAGAGGCUGAGGUUCCGGUGAGAGGGAACAACACGUGGUACCUCGACAACGGUAACUCUGUUAGAUUUACUUCUAAUUCGUGCCGAAUCAUCAACAAUGACACUGGGAACAUUAUAUUAGAAGGAACUCGUAAAGGGAACACUUAUAUAGUGGAUCUAAAUGAAGUUCCUAAUAGCAGUUUGACUUGUCUCAGUGUCAUUGAGGAUGAUCCACCGUUAUGGCACAAAAGAUUUGGUCAUGCAAGUUUUUCUUUACUAGACAAGCUUAGAUCUAAGGAACUUGUGGAAGGUAUACAUGGGUAUUCUUUCUUUGAUGAAACGUUUGACGAGUUUUUUGCUUUUGUGAAGAAAGAAUAG